Anthonomus grandis grandis is the source of this 2027-nucleotide messenger RNA. It is a transcript of the gene Kua, whose product is annotated as plasmanylethanolamine desaturase. The record is from RefSeq and is a predicted model, not a curated record. The coding region runs from base 413 to 1393 and encodes 326 amino acids. NCBI's taxonomy places the organism in Eukaryota, Metazoa, Arthropoda, Insecta, Coleoptera, Curculionidae. Gene Ontology annotation, molecular function: oxidoreductase activity. The transcript is spliced from 5 exons.
CGAUACGGUCGCUCGCCUGAUUCCGCGUCGGUUAGCGUCCGUAAACGCGUCCCGACGCCGGUUUUCUUUACAUUUAUUUUUCGUUCCCUUUAAUACCCCUACACCGAAACUCCCCGAAUAUUUCUAGAGCCCCUGCUUUUUAAGACGAAAGUAGAUUAUUUAAUUUUUUUUUUUUAAUUAUUUUAUUAUUUGAUAAUUGAUAAAUAAAGGCGGAUUAUGAUUUAAUCCCAAAUGACAUAAACAAUUUAUAAAUAAAGGCAUGACACCGGUGUGCGUGGUUUAUAUACCUUCCGUUCGGUAUUAAGCGAGAAAAAAAACGUGUAAUUUCUUUUGAGUGCUAAUGGAAAGUGAGUUUAAUUAAUGGAUAUGGAGUGAGUUGUUAAAAAUAUUGUGAGUUGUGAGUUGAUUCUGGAUGAAGGUGUUUCGGCUGGAAGAAGUCAGAAUGGCCCUUCCAAAGUUACCACCGCUGAGUUGUUCCCCGAAAAUGAACCAGGUGUUGGAGUGCCCCCUGGUGGACGCGGUCGCCAACAAUCUCCUGGCCCCGGUGAAGACCGAACGUCAGAUCCUGGAGAAUUCCAUGCUGGAGGAUGACCCCAAUGCGAACUGCGCAGUCGUACCUGAACGUUCCAUAAAGGAGGUGGGGCCUCGGUGGGGACCACAGCACAAGGGAGCGCAGGAGCUUGCUAACUUAUAUAGUCGAGGCAAACGGACCCAGGAAUGCAUUUGCGUGGCGAUCUGCUUAACCCUCAUGGCUGUGAAUCUCGUGUUCAUCGUAUUCCACAUCAGACUGGAAAGACUGAGCGCCAUCUUGGUGGCGGCAUUUUUCGGGAUCCUCACCGCCGAUUUUUGUUCUGGAUUCGUCCAUUGGGCCGCCGACACUUGGGGUUCGGUGGAAUUACCCAUUAUUGGAAAGAAUUUCCUCCGUCCGUUCCGCGAGCACCACAUCGAUCCGACGUCGAUAACCCGCCACGAUUUUAUCGAAACGAACGGCGAUAAUUUCAUGGUGACCAUUCCGUUUUUGGGUCGAAUGGUUUGGGACUUUCUCGCCCUUACCGAAGACGAGGUCCAGAGGAAGUUCACCUGGAACAGCUACGUGUUCCUGUUGGCUAUAUUUGUCGCAAUGACUAACCAGAUUCACAAGUGGUCUCACACCUACUUCGACCUACCCUCGUGGGUGACAUUCCUCCAGGAGCACCACGUGAUCCUGCCACGAAGACACCAUCGCAUUCACCACGUGGCGCCCCACGAAACUUAUUUCUGUAUCACCACUGGAUGGCUAAACUGGCCCUUGGAAAAGUUACGUUUCUGGAACAUUCUGGAAGUGUUAAUUGAAACGGUGACCGGAUGUAAGCCGAGGGCGGACGAUUUAAAAUGGGCGGGAAAAAGAAAAUAGUGUUACUUAUUCUUUUAGGCUUAUAGUUCAUUAUGUGGACCAGGGACUCUUUUUAUUUUGUAUACAUUUUUGCUUUGAUGUCCUCAAGAUUUCGAGAAAGUCAGUAUUUUUAUGCUAUUACUUCGCUUUAUUGCCAACCGUGCGUCGUCGAUUUUGACGUAUGACAGCUGUCACAAUCAACUCACUCUCUUUCCCUUCAAGUCCAAGUAGCGCUAACUUAAAUUAAGAGCGUGACCGGAACUGUUCUAUUAAUAUAUUGGGUGGUAAAACAUAAAUUUGACAAUGUUGCGUGACAUAUGUUAAAACUCACGGAUUGACAGAAGACCGUAAAGAUGACGGUGAAUGCCUUUCAAACUCGCACAUUCCAUUUAAGGGUUUCUGUUUAAGUAGUAUAUGGAAUUCCCAUAACGAUAUCUUUAUUUGACAGUUCAGUACUAACAGCUGACAACUGAAUAUUAAGGAAUUUGAAUAUAGACUAGAUGGCGCCAUCAUUUUCGAAGAAUUGACAAAUGACAGCUGUAAAAACGGGGGUUGUCAACCAAAUUGUCCAGAGAAUAUGUGUACCAACAUUCAAACUGGCGACCUGUCAAUUUUUUGAUUUAUGUGUCGAAUUUAUAGGCAAAAAAUUCAAUUU